Molecule: messenger RNA, 1682 nt
Organism: Salvia splendens (bonfire salvia)
Lineage: Eukaryota; Viridiplantae; Streptophyta; Magnoliopsida; Lamiales; Lamiaceae
Product: Tryptophan/tyrosine permease
Exons: 14
Coding region: 47-1501 (484 amino acids)
Biological process (GO): amino acid transmembrane transport
Source: RefSeq, a predicted model, not a curated record
UCAAAAUCCCAAACGUGGUCAAAACUCUUCAGUUUCAUUAACGACGAUGCUCUCUUCAUUUUCAGCUUCUUCCUUGCCCCACAUUCGUAAAUCUUCCUUUCUUCAUGGAAACCCAACACUCAUUACCAAAAUCAAGAAUCCACCUUUUUCUGUUGGGAUCUCUGGAGCAGCAAAUCUCACUCAUCUCUUCAUUGAUUCUUCUCCGGGGGCAUCACUAAAGCGCUUCUCCCAGCAAGAAAAGCAGCAGUUGCUGCAACAAGAUGGUGAGGAAGUUCAUGAAUUCCAGAGGCUGUUUUCCAACCUUAAUCAAGCCACAUUGAAAAGGGAACCUGGAAGCCUAAGCAGUUCGAUUUUCCUCGUUGCUGGCACCACUAUAGGUGCAGGAAUACUUGCCAUUCCUGCCGUGACACAAGAAUCUGGAUUCCUGGCAUCUGCAGUAACCUGCAUCAUAUGCUGGAUUUUUAUGGUCACCACUGGACUUCUCAUUGCUGAAGUAAAUGUGAAUACGAUGCGUAAGCUUGGUUCUGGUGGUGUUUCUUUGGUAUCAAUGGCCAUGAGAACCCUUGGAAAUGCUGGAGUGCAGGUUACCUGCUGGUCCUACAUUUUCAUCCACUAUGCCCUCCUCGUUGCCUAUGUGGCUCGUUCCUCAGAAAUUCUGACAAAUUUCCUCGGCAUUCCAAUAUGGGAAACUGCGACACUGUUUUCAAUUCUUUUUGGUGGUCUAUGCUACUUUGGAAGCCAGGGUAUUAUUGGAGCAGUGAAUGGUGCUCUAGUAAUUUGCAUUAUAGCUUCUUUCGUCGCACUUGUGGUGGUGGCAAGUGGAGACUUACACUGGGAUUUUCUUCUAAAAGCCAACUUAGAGGCUGCACCUAAAAGUAUACCAAUUAUAGCACUUUCUUUUGUUUAUCAGAAUGUAGUUCCCGUUCUCUGUACCAAUCUUGAAGGCGACUUAUCAAAAGUAAGGACUGCGAUUGUUGGGGGCACUGCUAUUCCGCUAGGCUUAUUUCUAAUCUGGAACGCAGUCAUUCUUGGUAUCAUUCCAACUCCUGAAACGGGAUCAGAUACUUUUGUCGAUCCACUACAACUACUGCGCUCAACUAACGAGGUCGUUGGGCCUAUAGUUGAUGUGUUCUCGGUUCUUGCCAUUGCAACUUCUUACAUUGGUUUUGUUCUCGGCCUCUCCAACUUCCUUGCUGACUUGCUGAAACUCGAGAAUGGGGAGAAUAGGGCGCUACCGUAUGUCCUUACUCUAGUCCCUCCGUUGAUAUUGUCUUUGCUAGAUCCAGAGAUAUUUUUCAAAGCAUUGGAUUUCGCAGGGACUUAUGGAGUGCUGGUGUUGUUUGGAGUCCUUCCAGCGGCAAUGUCAUGGUCGGAUAGAUACUCGGGGUCAUCGGAGACUCCCACAUUGGUUCCCGGAGGAAAAGUGACGCUCUCACUGGUAACAGCAGGAUCAGCUCUCGUCAUUCUCACUGAAAUUCUUGAGAAUUUGGGCCAACAUUGAUCAUCAUGUGUAUGUGUUGUUCUACAUCAGCAUCAGGGAUGACAUGUAGCAUUACUCAACUUCACCAUUGGUUGUCAAAAUUUGGACAACAAUAAGGCGCAUCUCCCUUGAGACUUGGUCGCUGUAUGAACUAGCACCGCACUCUUGCGUUGCACGAUCCAUUAUAUUUUCUUCGUGUUAA